GUUUUAGGUUAUUUCUUAUCUUAGCGUCCUUUUUAUUUUACUUAAAAAUUGUUUUCUUAAAACGGUGAAUUUAUGUAGCAAUUGUUGUAAUUUGUGCGUACAUCAAGGCAUUCUAUUAUUACAGUGUCCGUGAAACGGCAGUGGUUGUUAAAAGUACUAUAAUACAUAUUUUGUUACGGCCUCAAAAUGAAGAUGGGUAAAAAAGUUCGUGAGUAUAAGUCCGGCGACUUUAUAUUUGCAAAAGUAAAAGGAUAUCCAGCUUGGCCGGCGAGGGUUCAAAGACUAAAUGGGAAAAAGUAUUUUGUAUAUUUCUAUGGAACUGGUGAAACAGCCAACCUCCCUCCGAACAUGAUAUUUGACUAUGCAGAAAAUAAAGAUAAGUUUCUAACGAAAACUGUAAAAAGACGUGAUUUCAAUGACGGUGUUAAGCAAAUAGAAUAUGACUUCGCCAAUAAUGUGCCGCUGGAACAAGUUAUUGGGCUCGUCUCUGAAACUCCAGACAAUGUGAAUAACACUAUCAAUGAUACAUUAAAUGAAACAGCCGACGAAACUAUGGCUGAUACCACAGCAGAUGAGAGCAUAGCUGAAGAGAACACCACCCAAAAUGACACAGCAAUUGAAGAUUCUGAUGAAACAGGAGGCCUAAUAAUUGAUGAAGGAGGCAAGCCAAAACCAGCGAAACGUGGUGCAAAAACACCGGCAAAGGAAACACCGAAACCCAAAGAAGUUAAAACACCAAGGAGGGGCAAGAAGGAAGAGACCGAGAUUAAAGAUGAAAAGAGGGACGAGGAGAUUGUUAGUAGGAGUGGAAGGAAAAUAAGACCUAAGAGGUACAUAGAUGAGCAUACGGAGGAAAAUUCAACACUACCGUCACCAGCGCCGAAGAAACGUAGGGCUUCGCCAAUAGAGAACGAAAAAGAAAAUACUCAAGAAAAAGACAGCGUCAAACAGUUCAAUGUUGUGACACAGAAUGAGCUUGAGGAUUUGAAAGAGCCGUUUGCCCCAGAAGAUCCAGAAAAGGACACUAUAAUAAUCACGUAUCUCCCAUCCGGUCAGUAUGUCGGUAUAAAGUUGUUCCAAUCGAGGCCCAGUUUCAAGAAUGAGGCCUCAAGGCUUCAGUGGGACAAACAGGCGGCAAGCAAUGCACUCACAUUGAAGAUGCAAUUAGAGAAAGGUCAGAUUACAGCACAGUCUGUGAUCGCUCAGUUAGUUAUGGAUCUCAACUUGUCCGAUCAAGAAAAGGCAAUGUUUGACAAGGAAAGGGAAACAGAGGAAAAGAAAUCUCGUGUACAAUUUCUAAAGACUGAAAUGAAGCUCAUAGAGCUCGAUGCCAAAAUCAAGACAUGUCUCUGUUUGGAGAAAGCUGAUACAGAAUUAUGUUUGAAGUUGCUCGAUGAACUUAUGGAACUUGAAUUAAAGCCGCUCAUGCUGUUGAAACAUCCAUCAUGUCUGGAGACUAUCAAACGCAUGAGGGCAUAUGUUGGCAACACUCCAUCGUGGGAAUUAAGCGAAGAGGCCGUGUUACAGUUCAGCCAACACGCUGGCAAGAUAAGGAGACAGGCGGACGUUUUGUAUAACAAUAUGAAGGAACUGUUCCCGACACUCGAAGGGUUAUCGUUUUGGGAGUUCUUCACAGAACGUGUCAGUCAAUUCAAAAAGGCAACAUCUAAACUGAGCUCUGAUGAACUGCUGGAAUUAGUUCACGAGCCUUUGGAAAUGUCGGUACCAACAUCACACACAAUGAAGUCGGCUGUUGAAGCUGCGAACGAAGAUGAAAACGAAGAGUCGAAGAAAAAACCUCCAGUCAAAUCAAAGAAAGUUAAUAGCACUCCCUCAAAACCGCCGUUAAAACGACAAUCGUCGAGGAAACAGCAGCAGGAUGAGAAGGAAAAGGAGAAAGAGACAAAACCUGAAGAACAAAUAGAGAAUACAAAGAAAGAAGAAGAGAAAGAUGUAAAAGAUAAAGAUGACAAAGAUAGUAGCGAAAUAGAAAAAGAUAGUAAAGAAAACGAGAUUACAGACACGGAGAAGUCAGAGGAUGCUAACACAGAAGUUAAUGAAGCAAAAGAUAAAGAUAAAGAUAAAGAAGAAGUAAACGAAAAGGAAGCCGCCGAUGAGACCCAAGAUAACGCAGAAAAGGAAAGUGAAAAAGACAAAGCACAAAACGAUUCAGAUAAAGAUAAACAAGAAAGUACAGAGUCAGAUAAAGAUAAAAACGAUAAAGAUGUUAAAGAGGUCAAAGGAAAGAACAGCAAAGAGGACAAGAGUGAAAAGAAAGAAGAAAAAGAGAAAGUCGAAGAUGAACCGAGAGCGAAACGGACGAGAGAGAGUAAGAAGACUGAUCCGCCGCCGCGUUCACCGACGAAAAGAAAAGCCAAAAUGAAUUGAUAAUAAGAAAAAUAUCACAGAAUAAAUAUAUCAAAUAUAAGCACGCUAACCACGAGUUCGCAUUGACACUACACACGGAGCGUCCCGCGUUGCACACAUUAAUACUAACCUGAUGAUUUAUGACUGAGAAACGGUUAGCGCUGCGUACAGCGUGACAACGCGAACUCGGAGUAAGCGUAAAGUUAUUACUUUAUUAUUAAGUUACGUUUAAUACGAGGACAAGAAAAGUAAAAUAUAUCGAUUGAUUAUCGAUUUUGCUCUUAAACUUGCGUUGACUCUAAAUAGUUUAUUCAUGAUAAGUUUUUUUAUAUAAUGCACUUAUUUCUAUUAGGUUUUUGUAUAUAAAACAAAAGAUAUUUAGGUGCUAUAUGUAAUGCCUGCGUUAUAUACAUACAUAUAUAGAACGUAAUAAUUAUAUGAGGAUUUCAGUACUUCGAAUAAAACAUACAUCGGAUACAUUGAUAUAAUAAUAUGGUACAAUUAAAGGAUAUUGUAUGUGUCAAAAACAAAUACAUUACAGUAGAUAUUUAAUUGAAAAUAAAUAAGGAGAGAAUAAAUUAAAAUUAACAUCAUGUGUGUAUAUUGAAAUGACGUUGACGUGUAAGUAUCCUUACCAUUAGUUGCAUUUAAACGAAAUACGAUCAGUUUACAGUCUCAUUCAUAUUCUGACAUUACAUGUGAGGGAAUUAAUGAAGAAAAACUUUAAAGUAUAUGUAUUUCGUGAAUGCUAACGAAUGGUAAGGUUAUGUAUGUCGUUUUUAUUAGUUAAAAUUAUGUUGAGUUACUAAAAGUACAUUAUUUUAUCGAAGUUUACAUCGUGGACUGUAUUUUUAAUACUACUUGUAAAUAUAUAGUUAAUAAACAUUUUCUAAAUCAA
Danaus plexippus (monarch butterfly) is the source of this 3265-nucleotide messenger RNA. It is a transcript of the gene Jasper, whose product is annotated as myb-like protein X. Gene Ontology annotation, biological process: regulation of transcription by RNA polymerase II. The transcript is spliced from 16 exons. The record is from RefSeq and is a predicted model, not a curated record. Gene Ontology annotation, cellular component: nucleus. Lineage: Eukaryota; Metazoa; Arthropoda; Insecta; Lepidoptera; Nymphalidae. Gene Ontology annotation, molecular function: transcription coregulator activity; double-stranded DNA binding. Bases 187 to 2388 code for a protein of 733 amino acids.